UCAGUUUUUUUAAAUUUUUUUUUUUGAAGUAAUAAACGGAAGACGAGAGAGGUUUCGCGAUUCCAUUUUCACUCGGUCCUGUUGUGUGUGCGCAGAAUAAAAUUUCUCAUCGACGAUGGCGAAUACCUUACAACGCGCCCUUCGCGCCACCAUGGCCCGGCCGUUCUCCACCGGCGCAUUGGCCGAAAUUAAGCGAGGCGAGAUCGGAAUGGUUUCUGGAAUUCCUGAAGAACACCUUCGUAGGAGGGUUCUAAUUUACUCUCCUGCUAGAACUGCAUCUCAACAAGGAUCUGGAAAGGUUGGAAGAUGGAAGAUCAACUUCUUAUCAACCCAAAAGUGGGAAAAUCCACUGAUGGGCUGGACAUCCACUGGGGACCCCUACUCUCAUGUUGGUGAUUCUGCCUUGACUUUUGAUAGCGAACAAGCAGCAAAAGCAUUUGCAGAGAAACAUGGUUGGGAGUAUUCGGUCAAGAAGCCCCACACACCAUUGCUGAAGGUUAAAUCAUACGCGGACAAUUUUAAAUGGAAGGGCCCCCCCAAAUCUGGUGAAGAGUGAUUUGUUGGUUUGUAUUCAUGUUAAUGUAUUCCGUCUUCCGGAGUUUCAACGUGCAGCAGUUUUUCUCUGCAUAUUUUCUUGGAAAAAGAAAGUUUAAUGUGAAUUACUGAUUGAAAAUAAAAGGGACUGAUCUGCCAUUGGUUUAGUUUUCUUCUAUGAUGUAGAUAGAUACUGCAUCUGUUUAAGAUUGAUUCGGCCUACCGUCUUUAACUGAACGCUGAAUGAACAAUUGAGCAACAGUUUUUAUAAA
Molecule: messenger RNA, 806 nt
Organism: Glycine soja
Lineage: Eukaryota; Viridiplantae; Streptophyta; Magnoliopsida; Fabales; Fabaceae
Product: NADH dehydrogenase [ubiquinone] iron-sulfur protein 4, mitochondrial-like
Exons: 5
Coding region: 116-556 (146 amino acids)
Biological process (GO): electron transport chain
Source: RefSeq, a predicted model, not a curated record